Leptidea sinapis is the source of this 7912-nucleotide messenger RNA. RefSeq lists its product as uncharacterized. Gene Ontology annotation, molecular function: lipid binding. Bases 147 to 1721 code for a protein of 524 amino acids. The record is from RefSeq and is a predicted model, not a curated record. Lineage: Eukaryota; Metazoa; Arthropoda; Insecta; Lepidoptera; Pieridae. The transcript has 9 exons.
AUUUGACAAUUAAAACCAGCGAGGUUAUGUUUCGCAAUCGCUGGAUUUUUCCGUAAAAAAAUACAAAAUUGUAUAAAAAUGUCGUAAUAAUUAUUACUUACUUACAUACCAAAACUACGUUCCACCAAUCACCCCAUAUCUAUAGCAUGACGACGGUGCGUUUCAGAUUUUUCCUCAGAGAUGUACAUGUAAGAAAAUUUUGGAAAGCAUGGACCCGGAGUUAUUUAGUAAACACCGUAGUUCGUCGGUUCAGAGGAGACAAAAGUGUCCGCGAUGUGUUACAGUGUUUCAAGCAAGUUAUUCUUCGACCUCGCCGAACGUUCAUCCUGUCUGCUACAGCCAUUUGUAAAGGCCGGGACUCAUUUCCUUGUGACCAAGGCAUUACCGAUAGUGAAAUACAGUUGCUCCAGAAGGAUGUUGACAAUGUCCAGAGUUUAAUGAAAGCAACACUUUUCUGUACGAGUUGUGGAAAGCGUCUUCUUAUUGAUAAGAAACAUGCUGGCAUUUCAUAUUGUGUAUGUAAGGAGUCAAAACCAGAGAAAAAGUCGGUCGAUGGCUGGUUUCCGUUUCUUGAAACAGAGGAAGUUAUAAUAUGGCGGAAGGAAUAUAAGGCCGGCCAAGGAUUAUAUGCUUAUAAAGUAUAUGGACGCUACAAGGAUGUGUUGGCUAGUGAUUUCGCGGCCGUGCAGAUAGAUGGCGCUUAUCGCAAAGCUUGGGACAAUGCGGUCGCCUCGCUGUCGGUUGUCAAACGCGGAGCGAUGGGCGUACCCGAUCAAGCUGUGUUACACUGGGAAGUCCUCUGGCCGCGACUGUUUGCAAACAGAGACUAUGUAUACCUUCGUCGACAUAAGCAGUUCGAUCAAAGUGAGACGGCAAGUGGCAGUAGUGAGGAUAACUCCUUGGAGGGUGGUCGAGACAACAACAGAACCUAUGUGAUAGUGUCGAAGAGUUGUGAGCAUCCAGACGUCCCGGAGACAAGGAAUGCUAUCCGAGUGGUUGAGUACUGGAGUCACAUGGUAGUGAGGUCUACCAGUGGUGUAACUAAGCCUGGAAUGGAGUUUGUCCUCACAUAUUACGACGAGCCAGCAGUGGGGGGGUUACCAGGGGGAGUGGCCGCGUGGGCCUCCAGUAGAGCAGCACCGGAUUAUCUGGACAAGAUGAAAAUAGCCGCUGUUCAAUACAAGCAGUGGGCGAAGAGACAUACACAGGAGCUUCCAGACUUCACACCGUUCGGGCCGGAUCAAGUUAGUUACGAUAUAAGAAAUAUUCAGAUAAAAGAAGAAGAUAUGGAGUCAUCUAAACUUGGACCUGAAUUAAACGGUGCUGAAAAAAAUGAUAAGGCAACACAAACUGAUCUAUCCAUAAUAAACGUAUCUAAAGAUGACACAGAGUAUGUUAUAAGAGACCUGAUUAAAGAGAAAGAUGAGAAAACAGAAGUGGACGUAGAUGAAGAACACGGAACAGAAGCUAAGGAAGAUAAGUCAAAGGGAAGUAAUGCAGGGAGGAAGGAUAGCGGGAACGUGGAUAAUAAUGAAAUAGAAAAUGGCGAUGAUGAAAAAAAUAAAGAAAUUGAUGAAACCAAAGAUAUGGGUGCGCCCACUUUUGAUGCAGAUAAGAAAUUGGAUGAAGAGCUAACCCCAGUUCCCGUAAGUAACGGCGAGUCGGAGCCCGAAAACGGAAGCUGGUGGAGAUAUUUAUACCCGUUCUACUACUUUUUAUAGAAUAGUGUAUAUGUGGGUAUUUAUAAAUUCAGUUAGCCAAUGAACUGUUACCAUGUGAUAUCCCAAAAUUCUGGUUUGAAAUGCAGGUUUAAGGGCAUACUUUCAAAAGGUAAUUUUUCCCAAUUAUCAUUUCGGAAAAAGGCAUGCGUGAUGGUAUGUAGGCAACCAUUUAGGGGGCGUCCGCUUUGUGAGACAUUUUUGAGAUUUUUCGACCCCCCCUGGUAAGAUAUCGUAAGAUUUUCCUCAACUCCUCCGCCCCUUAAUCUCGUCCUUCAAAAUUUAGGUUUUGACUGUAAACGUGUUGGAUUAUUGUGAAAACAAAAACACAACUUGCUCUAUUUUUUUUUAUUGAGGACUAGCAGAUAAUUACUAUUUAUUUAUUAUUUAACACUGUUUUCUGCUAGAAAAUUAUUUACGUGAUAUUUGCCAAGAUCCCCCCCAGCCUCCCUAAGUGAGGUUUGAAAAGAUUUAGCUUGGUUCCUUCCCCUCGUAGAACACCUUACUUAAAUAAUGGACGCCCCCUUAUAACCGACCAAACAACAUGAUUUUUUACUAUAUUAUUUAAAAAUAUUAUAGAUUAAUAAGAUUUAUCAAUAGAAAAGAAACUCAAAAUGCUUUACAAGAAAAUAUUUACUAUAAGUUAUUUCUUAUAUAUCCUGGUCUUAAGUAAAAGCAGUAAGCCACGCCUAUACAGUAUCAAUGCAUUUUGAAUGUAUGCCCAUAAUAUGUGAAUUUAAAAGUAUGAUGCAAAAUAAUUGACUUACCGUCCUUACAACUUCGCUGAUAACAAUUUAUAGUCAAUUUCCUAUGAACCAAUUGUUUAAGAGAUUAAAUUAUUCCUAACGUUUUAAUAAGUUUGAUUGUAUAUUUAGAAAUGGGUUAGAAAUAAGGUUGCAAUAAGAAGUAUCUAUGCAUAAUAACUAUAUUUAGUUUGGUUGUUGAAUUUAAAUAUAUAAGUAGAAUAGAUAUAUAUUUGUUUUUCAUAGGGAGUGACAAUAACGCAGCAGUUUGGGUACCUAAAUUGAAUCGCUAAAAUUCGUACCAUGAAGUGCCUUUUACUGAAUGGCGUUUGGAUCGCUUAUGAAGAAUGAACGAAAUAAAUUUGUCUGUGGUCCGCGGUGUGAGAAAGAGAUGACGCUCUACAGUCGUUGCAUAAGUUUGUCUCUCUUACUCGAACCAUAUGCAUUGCGUUUCGAAACCUAAAAUGAUAUGAAUUUAGCGGUUUUUUUUUGCAUAAAAUACUAAAACUACAUUUUAAAAUUGCGCUUUAUAGCGUCAAAUUGUAAACCAUUAAGCCCUUUUUUGUAGUUAUUAAAUAAUAAUAAUAUAAAUAAAUAUAGUUCUUUGAAUUACAAAUUAAAUGUUUGCUUAGGUGUUUUCGUAAAAAUAACGAGUUGUGAACGCACCUCCAUUAAUGUUUGAUUUGACAGGAGCACAGAGUACAUUUUUUUUAUUUCGUUCUUGCGAACAGGCUAUAGCCCGGGCCCUUACUGCCUCGUCUUUAGUAUUUUCGGUAUUUAUUUUCAGUAUUUUGUUUUACCAAAAAGUCGACUCAUCUUUCAUCAAUAAAAUUUUCCUUUGCUCUAUGUUUUUACUAUUUUUUUGAAAGUUAUUAACAACACGUUUCACUUUCCUCUAAGGAAGUAGCAACUUUUUUCUAAUCGCUAACUUUGACACAAGCUAUCCAAUUUAGGUUGAAAUAUUACCUCAUGGUACGAAUGAAUGGACGAACUAAAACAGUUUGCGAUUCAAUCGACAUCAUUUUUGACAUUCAAUUGACAUAAUUUCAAUUUAAUCAGUUGAUUUGACGUCAACCUAAAUUAGAUAGCUCUAAUCACGUCGUGGUACGAAAUAGCAAAGCAGUUCAUUUUAGGUUGUCUAUUGAAUCGCAAUAAGAGUUCAUGGUAGGCCCGCAGUUCGUAAAGGGGGAGUUCGUAGCAGUUCUAUGAUAUGAGGAGAAGAACUGAUGAGGAACUCUCAGCCCUUCUUUUAAAUCAAAUAACAACUUAGCCUUUUUGAUAUAAUAUUAUAGGUACUUUAGGUGGCCUGCGCAGAAUCAGUCAAAAAUAAUCUUUAAAUUAAGGUUUCUUUGUCAAAGAAGCUUUAAUAUAUUUAUUGAAUUUGUGCUCAGUGAGUCCUAAGUACACUGUCUGGUAUUUUAUUGUAAAAUUGAAUACCAUGACCUUAGUAUUCUCUUUGACUAACGCGAAUUUUACACAUUUAAAUAAAACACUUUUAAAGGAUUAAAACGCGUGUAAUUGUAACCGUUUUACAUUAGAUGUUUGCGUAAAAGUUACAUAUUUAUUUUAGUUAACCCGACGUUUCCAGAUCUCGUUUUCAGGGGAACUGCAGAUGAAGUGAGUCAAAUAUAGUAUUUGUCAUAGUUGUCAUUAUGAAGUUUAGCCCCAUUUAUUUCCUCGGAGGUGGUAUUUGCUGUAUACAGAUGGUUUUUGGCAAAAUUUACUGACAGUGUCUUCUUCUUUUUUGGUAUGUGUAGUUAUGGUUUUGACAACCCAUAACUACACCACAUGCACCUACACACCAAAGUAUUUUGUUUUUACCUGAAAUAGGACAUUUUGGAUGUGCUGUUAUUUGAACAGUUUUUCACUGAACACUUUGUCUUUGCAUGGCGUUGUAUUCAAAGCGCGGUCGAAACACGACUGAACUUAAACUGCCUAAUAGACGCGUAGCAGCUUUUGCGUCAGACAAGUUUUGAGCGUGAUUGUGAGUCUUGUUGUUUAUUGUACGUCAAUGGUGACUAGCGUAUAGACAAACUGACAGGACGAUAAUGCAUGACCAAUUAUGAUUUCAUAUUGUGUUAACUAGUGGUUUAACAGCUAAUGUCUUUUAAAACAGUGGCUGACUGUUUACGAUUUGUCAAUCAAUUUCGGUUACAAUAACAAUAGAUUCGCUUACCUUUUCUGUCUUUUUGUAUCUGAUAGAUGGUCUCUCUCUCGUACGCUCUGUUUGGCUAUACGCUAGUAUAUAUUAUACUGCAGUCUCCGUAUAUGUUGAUACAAUUAAAAAUGAAUAUAUACACAGUUAUUUUAAAAUUAUCAAAAAUCUGGUUAGUCUUUUUAUGAAAACCAUAUUAAAUAUUCACACAAAUGUCAUUGACAAAUUUCGUACAAUUCACAAUGUCAUUCAUACAUCGCUAGUUCCUAGCCCCGCGCGCCUCAAUCCCCGCCGUGUUUUGGUCGCCGUCGUCGAUUGUAUUUUGAAAAGUUCAAUAUGCAGUAAUUCUGUUACUGUAGUAUGUUGUUAUGUAAUAUGUAAAUUUAUUGAAGUAGGCGUUACUUUGCUGAAAUCCAUAAUUAUACAAAUGAUUUAAGUGUUCUAUAGUGCUAAUUCCGCCAAUAUUUGUUUUUAAACAAUUCGACACGUGUUUCGCCUCUACAUGAGGCAUCCUCAGGACGUGUGUGAAAAUCUGGCACGAGACUCGAGACAACUAUAUUAAACCAUUCGUAUAUGUAAUAUGUUGUAGUAGCAGUACAAAAAAGCUGACUGUAUAUUUAAAAGCUCGACGGAUAGGUGGCCGUAAAGUUUUUGAAAGGCGUCCACGUUAGCAAGACGCAGUGUUGGUAAGCCCCCCAUAAGAUAUAGCAAUGAUCUGGUCAAGAUCGGAAUACGUUGGAUGAGAGCAGCGCAGGACCGUGUCGUGGAGAUCUUUGGGGGAAGUGUUUUUCCAGCAGUGGAGGUCUUCCAUCUAAAAUGAUGUUGAUUUUAGUUUCCACAAACAUAUUGUUUCAUCUUAUAGAGAUAACGAUCACUUAGAGUAAAAUUUCACAAUUAUUAUUAUUUUAUUUUGUUAUAUAAUGUUCUGAAUAUAAAAAAAAUCUUAUUGUUAUUAAACUCGGUGUGAAGUUUUUUAAUUAUUUAAGAGCGGGAUGGGAGUGGUGAGGCAACCGCCAAUGAACAUCCGCAAGAACAGGUAUCAAGAGAUGCGUUGCCGGGAUUUAAGGUGGGAGUAUGCUCUUUUCUUGAAGGCCCCUAAGUCGUAUCGGUUCGGGAACAGCAGCCGGUAAUUGAUUCCACAAAGUGGCUGUGCGAGGCAAGAAAUUUCUUGAAAACGCGUUUUGACGUAAAGUCCAAACUUAAACAGCUCCUCUGAGCCCUCUAAUAAAUGCGGUAGAAGAUGCAGAGAGAACCCCCAUCUCUCGCAACGCCAAAGAAUCAAGCCUAUCGGAGAUGACUUGAUCGUCGAUGAUUCGAGCCGCUUUCUUCUUUCACUUGGAAGGGUGUGUGCCUGUGUUAUUAAAGAAAGGUAUUAUAUUAUUGUCUUAACUUCUGUCUUACUGUACCUCCGUUAGAGAUGUUCGUCUCUCUCGCUUUGUUUGUUUAUACGUUAGUAUAUUGUGUCUAUAUGGGCAUAACGUUAUGCUUUAAGCCAUACUGUGACGUGUUACGUCAGUUUUCAAAAUUAUCGUUUAACAAAGAAAACAUUUUUACACCUAAAAAAAUUGUGCGCCAUCUGUUAUUAAUUUCUGAAACUACAUUCGAAUGAAAUUAGGUAUUACUAUGUAAUCUAAAAAAUAAUUUAUUUAAUUUAAGGCCAAAAUUAGUUCGACUAGUCAGUAAGACAAAUUUGUAGGUAUUUUAGGACAUAUUCAAUGCAAUUAUCAUAAUGUUAUUAGUUAUACAGUCUCAAAAUAUAAUGAAAAAUUGUUUUCUAGUACGAAAUUAUAAGCCACCAUCUACAUGAAAUUCUGCGGGAUAAAUGCGGGAAAAUCAGCUGGGCCAUGGACUCGUUUUAACACUAAUGCCUGUAAAAUAACCAUAUGAGGCACCUUCCAUAAAUUGUAUCACAGGUGUGACACUGUGUGACAUGGCGCCCCAAAUUGUGUGACAUUAAAAAAAAAUUGUCUUUGUUCGAUUUAAUGUUUAUUCUAUUGAAAAAGGAUUUAAAUGGAAACUAAAAUAAUUUCGGAACACUGCCGUUUUAAUUCAAAAAAUCUCUAUGUGAAAUUACGGAAUAUGUGACAUUACUACUAGGUAGGGGGUCUCACAGAUUAGAAUGGUAGCAUUAUAAUCGUGGACUAAACCUCUAUCAAUUAUAAUAUUUUUACCUCAUAAUUCGUGCUAUAGUGCCUCAUAAUGCUGCCCGGGAUUCUAAGUUUUAACCUUCCUGUUUCCUGUAACACAUUUCCGUCUCUUUUCACGAAAUCCCUUUCACAAAUAGAGUGUGUGUACUUAUGUAGCACGCAAAAAGUUAUAUUUUCUUUGGCGUAAGAAAUGAAAAAUCCUUAAAAGUUUUUAUUAUUAGUUUACGUUGGUAGAAAGAACAAUAUUGUAAUAAAAAAGGCAUUAAAUACAACCAAUAAAAAUAUUAUUACACCGCAUAAUUUACUUGAAUAAUGUUUAUUUAAAUAUAAUUAAAUUAUUGUAAUACAAUUAGGAAGAAAGAUUUUUUUAUUUUUAUUUUACAACUUAUGCAUUUUAAAUUUAUUUACAUGUUGUCCGUUGGUUGUUGUUAAGUAGACAUAUAAGUUACAGAAGGCUUAUGAGGUAGUUGAAGUAUGAUGCAAAUGGUGUAGUUGACCAGGUAACGUCAGGGGUUCGAAUUUGCGUGACGGUGUGCGCGCGCAUUUCCCUAACGCGCCAAACGAAGUAUAACUUCAUUUAGUAACCGAGAGGACAGCUGUUACACAUCAAUAAUUUGUGACUGAGAGUCAACAGUAAUUCGUGGGUGUAAUGUAUAUAUUAGCCAUCGCUCCCCUCGUCAAUAUUUUAGGCAAACGAAAGAACAGUCAAGUGCCAUAAACAGUACUCUUUUUUAAUAUUAAAAAUACAUGUUUACAUUUUAGACUAACGGCCUUAUAAAUAAACUUGGUAUAAACUUAUAACUGAUGAUAAACAAAGAAAAUGCAAAAUGUUUACGAUAUCGUUGACAACACUGUCAAUACAAUGAUAAUUCUGAAGUUUUCUGAAUGACAAACUGCCAUGCAAAUAAACGCGGGAAACGUUAUACGUCCGAACAAACCAUUCGUAAGCAGAACGUCUAUUUGUAAACAUUUUACAUAUUCUUGGUUUAUGCUUACUUAUAACAUUAUGCCAAUUUUAUUUGUAAGGCCGUAAGAGUUCAGAAUUUACCUCAAAACUAGAAAAAUAUUAGUUUUAGGCGUUCACACUGUAUAGCUAUGUACAAACGUUGUUAAUUAUAUUUACAGAUGUAAAUAAAUGUUAUCUAUAAA